Saccharomyces cerevisiae S288C is the source of this 2775-nucleotide messenger RNA. It is a transcript of the gene COS111, whose product is annotated as Cos111p. The coding region runs from base 1 to 2775 and encodes 924 amino acids. The record is from RefSeq and is marked reviewed. Lineage: Eukaryota; Fungi; Ascomycota; Saccharomycetes; Saccharomycetales; Saccharomycetaceae. The transcript has a single exon.
AUGUCAAGUGCUUCAAGACUUCAAAACGUCAAUAUUGUUUCUAACAACUAUUCUCGUUACGGAACUUCCGUUUACGAUAAGUUGUAUCAUAGUAACGGCAGUGGUAGCAAUAAUGCUGGUAAGAAUUCUACCACAGUUGGUAAACUGUCAUCUAUCUCACAAAAGUCCAGGAGCAAACAGCGUCAUGGCUCAAAUUGCUCCAGAUCAAUGAGUCAAUCACCCUUAUCGACGUUCAAAUCUCCACUCAGCAAUCAAAAUCAAUCCAGCGCUCCUGAUGAUUUGGCUUCCAUAGGUCAGAGACGCAGUGACGACGUCACAUCUUUAGAUAAUGAAACUAUCAUAACGAUGAAUUCAAGGAAAUCAAGGAUUAAAAAAAAGUAUAAAUCCUUAAUCUCCACCUCUUCAAAAAAAUUUAUGAAUAAAUUGUACGAUCAUGGUGCUUCAUCCGACUCAUUUUCUAUAUUUUCUCUGAAGACUUCCCAUUCUGGUAAACAUGAAAAUUCCAGAUUUGAAAAGCUGAGGAAGAGAAAAUACCAUGCUUGGGGCAAAUUUGCCGAUAUCAACGAUUUACCAGUUGAAAUAAUUGCCAAAAUACUUUCUGAAUUCGAGUUAGGUCGUGAUCAAAAGACACUCGUAAGAUGUCUAUACGUAUCGAAGAAGUUUUAUAAGGCGACAAAGAUCGUCCUUUAUAGGCUACCUUACUUCACUUCCACUUACAGAGUGGCGCAGUUUGUCACCUCACUAAGAUUACAUCCGGAUAACGGGGCAUACGUGAAAGUAUUGGACCUAUCACACUUGAAGCCGGGAAUUAUAGGCCAAGACUCGAAGGAUUCUCAAGGCCUAGACGAUGAUGGCCACUCAAGGCGUCACAGACGCCGUCGCCGCAGAUCUACUAACACAAGUUUGAAUCUACCUCCAGCUACUCCAACAUCUACCAUUUCUAACGAGGAUGAUGCCAAUAGCGGAUUAAUCAAAGACGACGCUUCAAAUGGCAGUGAAGUUGAAGACUUGGCAUUAGCUGGUUGGAGAGACUGGAGAUACAGAAAUGAACCCCUUUAUAGCUCUCCUCUGUUGAACAGCUUUAAACUGAAAAAAGUGGUUUCUCGUUCUUCUUCUAUCACUUCUACAUCUUCUGGAAAUUCCACCGGUGUUCACUCUACAAGGAGACAACGUUCCAAUAGUUCCGUUGCUUCCAUAACGACGAGUAUCAUGUCAUCCAUCUAUAACACCUCCCAUGUCUCAUUGUCUUCAACCACGUCUAAUACCAGCAAUGGUAACAUCUCUUCUGGUAGUAAUCUGUCAAGAGUUUCCACUGCUGGAUCAUUGAAAAAAGCUUCUGCGAAGUCCACAAGGUCAUCUCCUCAGAAAGCAAAACCUAUAUCUGACAUUACGUCAUCUUCCUGGUUUAGAAUGAGGUUAAGUUCAAGAAAUAGAAAGGCAAGGACAGCUAAUACGAUUAAUUUAAAGAACUCGAAGGAUAAGUCUGACGAUGACUUUAAAGUUUUAAAGCACGAUUCGGGGCAUCCAUCCAAUUAUCGUUCUUCGACAUUAAAAUUUAGCAUUGAACAACCAUUUAGUACGCAUCAUCCGUAUGCCAACAAAUUUCUUUUAAAGUACGCUCCUUAUAAAGAUCUGCCCCUAGGUUAUAUUUUACAUAUGCUGAACCUGUGUCCUAACCUUGUUGAACUAAACCUUUCCAAUUUAGUUAUUUGUACCGAUUUCAAAUUAAUCAACCAAAGAUCCGAAAGAAGAAGGAUGACAUCUUCACUGUUGCCCGCUGUCCAGGAGUCUAGUGUUUCUGCAGGCCCUGAGAAAGAUUUAGAAAUUGUCUAUAUGACCGAUUCUGGCAAAGGUUAUGAAUAUUAUGAGGGGUUAAGCAAGAAACACUCACGUUCUUCAAGCCUAGGUACCAAUCCAUCUAGUUGGAUUGGAGGUCAGGCGAAUUGGACAGAUUACCCACCUCCAAUCGAUGCACAAACGAAAACAAGAGAGGAACACAGACGCAACAAUACCUUGAACAAUAAGAACGUCGUAUUAAAGAAGCUAAACCCUUUUGAAAUUUUUGAAAUGAUCUGCAAUAGAAAUGAAGAAAAAGGUGGCUACUGCUCCUUAACUAAGGUGAAAAUGAAUGACAUUGUGUGGUGCAGGCAAUAUAUGGUAAAGUAUUUUGUAAUGAGGACGUUUCGCCAGCAUUUGGAUUAUAAAUCCAUGGAAAACAACUCUUAUGAAAGACACUUAUUCAGUUUCCGGGACUCUGGCUUGGAUAGAAAUUUUUCCUGGGCUUGUAAUGCCAAAUUGCAUGAAUUUGUCGCAUUGAUGGUUAUGGAUCAUCUUUCAAAUUUAGAUGAUUUAGGAUUAGAAGAGCUUUUUAAUAUCAAGUCCGAAAAGCUAUAUAUAAAAAACUAUUGUUGCCGAGACCCGGAUAUUCUCGAAAUAUCAAACUUAUUUGAUAUUAGAUAUGGGGCCGGAUCUGAGGCUGAUGCUACUUCUGAUUCCAAUCUCGAAGCAGAAUCUUUACAAUUCAGGUUGACAAUAUUAAAAACAGAAAAGCCAACUUCAUUUUGGCUCACAAAAGUUUCCAAAGAUUAUGUUUCUUUAGUGGUUAAAUUAUGUGUGGAUGAUGACAUUGAUAUGGACAAAAUGAAAGUUGGAAAACCAACUUUGAGAAUAGACAGUAUUACACACAAUUUGAUUAGUAGGUUAAAGGAGUUGAGGAGAGUUGAUCUAAGGAGAAAUGUUGGCGAAAAUAACUACUAUGCUGAAAGCAUCAUAUAA